AUGGCUUCAGGCCCGCGGCUCCGACAUCUGUCUGUCUCGCGGCGGCUGUUGCUGCGUGCCACGCCCUUCGGAGGCCCCUCCGCGGCGGAUUUCGACGACGGCUUCCUACGUCGCAAGCAGCGCCGGAACAGAACUACCUUCACCCUGCAGCAGCUGGAAGCUCUAGAAACCGUUUUUGCGCAAACUCACUAUCCAGAUGUGUUCACUCGAGAGGAGCUAGCCAUGAAAAUCAACCUUACUGAAGCUCGAGUCCAGGUCUGGUUCCAGAACAGAAGGGCUAAAUGGAGAAAAACUGAAAGAGGGGCAUCUGAGCAGGAAGGGCCUAAGGAGGCAAUGGCUGAAGUUACCCCUCCUGGAUUGAAUUUAAAUUCUCCUUCUCCAGUUGAUCAAACAAAGAAUAAGAAGGAGAGUUUGGAGAUUCAACAAAGCCUGAACAGAGCGGUUGCCCCUUCUGGUCCCUUUUUCUCAUCAUGCCUACCAGGAACUCUUCUAAACACAACUACUUAUGCCCAAGCACUGUCACAAGUUGCAUCGCUUAAAGGUAGUCCACUGUGCUCUUGCUGUGUUCCCGACCACAUGAGUCUCUCCUUCCUUCCUACAUAUGGCUGUCAGAGUAAUCGUACAGCAAGUGUGGCUGCCCUGCGCAUGAAAGCCCGAGAGCACUCUGAAGCUGUACUGCAAUCAGCUAACCUUCUAGCCUCCAUUAGCCCCAGCCAUACCUCAGUGGGGAAACUUAACACAGAGAAUGACUUGGACAACAAACUUCCGCUGACUAUUGAACAGAAUGACAGCGAGAAAAAUGUUUGAAACCAACCUUCCACAUCAUAAUGAACCCAACAUCCUAAGAAGCCAAAUCUUCAAUCAUCUGGAUUAUUUUACUGCUGGGACAAAACUUGGUAGUGUUUUUGUUUUUUGUUUUUUGCUAUCGUGGCUAGCUACCAGCACUAGCUUGCUUUUGCCACCUAUUUUGUUGACUUUCCCCCACCUCUUUAUUAAUUUAUUCAACUGAAUCGCCUUGCAUCACCUGGUCUAAAGUGGAAUGGGAUUCAGAGAUUCCGCUAAAAACAGGUUAUAAAUCAAGGACAUUUACUUGUUCAUGUAGCACAUCUUGUGCCAUUGGGAGAAAGGUAUGUGUAUGUGUCAGUCAGCCAACCAGUUAGUUAAUUGAGAAGUCCUUCUGUAUCACCUAAUUUCCCAUUUCAUUAAAGAAAAAAAGUAUAAUAGAAGAAGACCUGUUGUAAUUUUAGUGACUGGAAAGUCAAGUGUCAAGUUUUUGAAGAGAAAUGCGGAUGAAUGGAACUCAGUCUUUCCAAGCCUGAAGAAAACUAGUGCAGAAGAUGACCUGUUGUCUUAGUUGCUUACUAUAAAGACUCCACAUUCAAGGCACUCUAUACCAUGAUCCAUAAUGCACAGAAAAUGUAUAGUCACACAUUUUGUAGAGAGCUUUUCUCUUACGGGACUGGUGUGUUUGAUUUUUUAUAGUUUAUGCAGGUCUGAGAAAGAGGCAAACAAACCGUGUAGUAAUUUCAUAGAAACAUCACUUCAUCUACAGUCACCUCCCUAAAUAAUUUUUGAGUAUGGAAUUUUGGAGGACACACAUCUUGAGUGUGCAGAUAAUCACAGACAGUCCUUUUAGUUGAGAUUUUGGGAAACAGAAAUGCUUGGGAGGAUAUAUAAAGGCAUGGUAGCUAAGAUUCUAGGAAAUACAUACUUUCUGACCAGAGAUAGGAAUCAAGUGCCCUUUAGACCUUCAGCAUUUCUUACCAAAUGCCCUUCAGCAUUUCUUACCAUUAUCUGUCACUGCUGAGAGUUUCAAUCAAAUAACAUAUUGCUUUCAACCCAAAAGGUCUUUGCCUGUCGACAAAAGGAGAGCAGGGAGGAGGGCAUAUUAGUCUCCCAUAGAAGGGAAUUCCAGCAGGUGGGAGGCUCUCUCCCAUGUCCUCACCAAGCUGACUUGUGAUGGUGGUGGAACCAAAAGAAAGCUUUCCACUGUAGACCUUAAAAUAUUGGCAGGUCAUAUAGGGAGAUACAGUCUUUCUGAUAGUCUCAACUUAAGGCAUACAACAAUCUGAUGUUCAUCAGCUCAGAAGUAAGUUUUGUUGACUUUAAUGGAUUCACUCCCAGGUACAACUUAAAAGAGUUAGUUGAAGGUUAAUAGGAUCCAUGAAGGGUGUCUGUUCCAAAGAGGACUACUUUUCCCUCUUACGUAUAAAUCCAUUAACUAGACCCAGACAAAGUAGAGUCAUCCAAUGGUGUUUGCUAAAUGGCCGUCAAGUUUAUAUUCAUUGUUACCUGCUUUCAAGUGGCUUCUGA
Messenger RNA from Anolis sagrei ordinatus, 2313 nucleotides. The record is from RefSeq and is a predicted model, not a curated record. NCBI's taxonomy places the organism in Eukaryota, Metazoa, Chordata, Lepidosauria, Squamata, Anolidae.